AUGGCUGCCUGCCUCCGAGCAGGCAACAGGAUCCCCACGCCAGGCGGACAGGACAGUCUCGGACGCAGGAGCGGUGGCAGCGAUCCCAGCAGAUCUUCCCUGAAGCGGUUUGGUGUGGAUCUCCUCCGGCCGGGUUGUGAUGAGCUACCCGUGUCAGAGGCCGCGGUGGCACACAAAAAAUCCCUUUGGAGGAUUGAACCCAAUGAAGGCAUGGUUCCUCCAGAAACUGAUGUUCGACUGGCAGUGACCGCCAACCUGAAUGACAUACUAACAUUCAAAGACACAGUCGUUUUGGACAUUGAAAAUAGCAACACCUAUCGGAUUCCUGUGCAGGCUUCUGGAAUUGGUUCCACCAUUGUUUCAGACAAGCCCUUUGCUCCAGAACUCAAUCUGGGGGCACAUUUUAGCCUGGAUACCCACUAUUACCGCUUCAAGUUGACCAAUAAGGGACGUCGAGUUCAACAGUUGUUCUGGAUGCAUGGCAGUUUUCGUGCCCAGAGCAAGCUGAACAAGAAGGGCCAGCUUAAGAAGAUAUGUGCUGAUGUCCGGCCCCAGCCUAAUGGCUCUCAAGAGUCCAGGAAUCCACAGACCCCCGUGUUUCAGCUCCACCCUGUCAGGAUGGAGCUGUACCCAGGCCAGACAAUCGAUGUGAUACUUGAAGGCUAUUCCGCUACUCCCAGGGUAGUUAAAGAGAAACUGGUGUGCCAUGCCAUCAUUGGAGCACAGAAGGGGAAGAGCAUGUUGAUGGCCGUGAACAUCACCUGUGAGUUUAUUGCACCUCUCAUCCAGCUCUCUACCAGGCAGCUCAUCUACCGACUGGAGAAGAAACCUAAUACUGUCCUGAAACCUAGUUACCAGCCCUUGGUCAUAAAGAACGUUUCCACUCUGCCUGUGAACUUGUUGCUGUCAACAACUGGACCCUUCUUUAUAUGCGAGACUGAUAAAUCCCUGCUCCCAGCAGCUCCUGAGCCCAUUAAACUGGAGAUUGAUGAAGAAAAAAACCUGCUGAUCAAGUUCGACCCUUUCUACAGAAAUGAUUUGAACAACUGGGUGGCAGAAGAAAUUCUAGCAAUUAAGUAUGUGGAGCAUCCUCAGGUAGACAGCCUGAACCUGCGUGGAGAAGUACAUUACCCCAACCUCAGCUUUGAGACCAUGGAGCUGGAUUUUGACUGUAUCCUGAAUGAUACUGAAGUCAUUCGCUACAUUACAAUCACCAACUGCAGCCCCUUAGUUGUGAAGUUCCGCUGGUUCUUCCUGGUAAACGAUGAGGAAAAUCAGAUAAGAUUUACGACAUUGCCAAAGAAGCCCUACAGUGGCCCCCUGUCCCAAAUGGAAUCCAUCCCAGCAACCUCAGCGACUGCUAGCUCACCAGCACUCCCAGCAACAAUAGAAUCCCCUGAGAUGGAUUUAAGUGAUUUCGUUAAGACUGUCCUUGUGGAUGAAGAUGCCAGACCUGAAGAAAAAGAACUCAGAAAAAUGAAAGCAUCCAGCGUGAUCUCAGAUGGAUUAAAAAUUAGCUCCACUGAAGCAGAAAAAAUACAUUCCAACCAGAGCCCAGUGGAGUUUCAGGAAUCCCUAUGGAUCUUUGAACAGGAUGAGAUGCUUUCCAUUGGGAUAGAAGAAGUGUUUGAUAUUUUGCCCCUCUAUGGAGUGUUGCAGCCACAUAGCAGCCACCAGAUAUCAUUCACCUUCUAUGGACACUGUAACAUCAUUGCACAGGCUAAAGCUCUGUGUGAAGUGGAAGGGGGACCCACCUAUGAAAUAAUACUAAAGGGAGAGGCAUCUCUGGUCAACUAUUCCUUUGACACCAAGCAUAUUAACUAUGGAUUACAGCUGUUUGACCAUGUCACAGAGAGGGAAAUCACACUGAAGAACAUGGGGAAGGUUGGCUUUGAGUUCAAGGUUUUGAUGGACCACCAGUCCUCCCCAGAAAACCUUCUCCCUGGAGUACCACUAAUCCUGCCUCUCUCCGGUUUUAUCAGUUCACAUAAUGAGCAGGUGUUGAAGGUUUACUACUUACCUGGAGUACCUGAGAUCUUUCAAAGGAAUUUCCAAAUCCAGAUUGCCCACCUGGACCCAGAAAAUAUCACUCUGAGUGGAGAGGGAAUCUUUCCCCGAAUCUGCCUCGAUCUCCCCAGGAACCUCACAGGAAAUGAAAAGUAUGGAACCUUCUUGAAUCAGGCCAGAAAAAACAUAGAAACAGAAUACAACAAAUAUGAAACUCCUGAUCACUUUGAGAUAAUACCUGAGGAAAUGCUUGAGGAUGACUCUACUGAGUUAAGUGCUCAUCUCCAGAUGGAAGUAGAGCGACUUAUAGUCCAAAGCUAUGCCCUAGAACAUCAGAAAACAGUUACAGCUGAUCUCAUUGAUGAUACCUACUUCAGCCAUCGGAGUUGCCGCAGACUGACCAAAGUCCAGCUGCCAGAGUACAUCCUGGACUUUGGCUACAUUGUCCUUGGUGACGUCCGAACCCACAUCAUCAAGAUCACCAACACCAGUCACUUUCCCGUGUCCUUCCACGCAGAUAAACGUGUCCUUCAUGAGACAGGAUUCAGUACUGAGCUAGAUCGUGUAAAGCAUCUGCCUUACUGUGAAAUGGAAACAUUUGAAAUGCGAUUCGACCCACAAGGGGCCAAUCUUCCUGUUGGAAACAAAGAAGUCAUUCUGCCCAUCAAGGUGGUUGGAGGGCCAACAGUUCACAUCCGUCUCCAAGCCAAGGUGACUAUUCCAACAAUGACACUGUCCUGUGGAAAAGUGGAGUUUGCCACAAUUCAGUGUGGACAGUGCUUGGUGGAAAAUAUUCAGCUUUCCAAUCAUCUCCAAGUCCCUUGUGAAUGGUUUGUUCAUAGCCAAAAGCCUGUUAACAAGCUGAAGAAACAUAUACCAAAGUACUUAAGACAGAAACUACAUGCUGAGAUAAAGCCAAAGACUCGGAUCUUUGAGAUCCAGCCCACUUCUGGAGUCUUGGAUCCUGAUGAAAGGUCCAACGUGCAAGUGAAAUUCAUGCCAAAAGAAGAGAAAUUCUACAACCAAACCUUGGUGUUUCAGAUUGCUCAGAGUGCUGAGAAGCUUACACUGCUGGUAAAUGGGCAAGGUCUAGAGCCACGCCUAGAAUUUAGUCCUUCUGUUCUGGAGCUGGGGCCACUGCUGCCUUUUGCACCUGGAGAUGAGGCUGAAGUGGUAGUGAAGAAUCCCUGCAACUUCCCCAUUGAGUUUUACUCCCUAGAAUUCGACCAGCAACAUCUCAUGGAAGAAAAGAUCUUGCGAAUCCUGAAGGGCUAUGAUUCCUACAACACCCUCCUCUUACCUCCCCGCAACCCAGGGGAGAAGCUGCCCCCAGAGUUGUAUGAGUACUUUAAGGAGAUGAAGAAGUCAAAAGAGGAGCAGAUGAAGGCAAAAUAUCUGGAGAUUCUGGCGCAGGAGAACGAAGAGGAAGAUAUGACCACAUCAGAUCAGGGAACCUCCACUAGCACAAAGAGGACAUCGCUUAGCCGUGGGAUCUCUGUCACAUCCAACCUGGAAGAGCGCUAUGUCCCUCUGGUUGAGUCCAAAACCUACCCAGAUGAGGAUGAGGAUGAGGAAAGCCUGGAAAAAAUCAUGUUUCAAGCUGACAAGAUUCAGAGCACUGAUAGCCACUCUGUGGAGGAAGUUGGAGAGGUAGAAAACAACCCAGUGAGCAAGGCAAUCGCUUGCCACCUGGGCAUUGACAUUUCUGCAGAAGGCCGCAUGGCCAAGAGUCGGAAAGGCAUCGCCAUUAUCAUCCAUGGGACACCCUUGUCAGGAAAGUCAGCCAACGCCAUCAACAUAGCCAAGUACUACAAUGCGGCCUGCUUGAGCAUCGACUCCAUUGUGCUGGAAGCCGUGUCUGACAGCAGCAGCGUUGCAAGGGUCCGGGCCCGUGAGCUUUGCAUUAGGGCUGCCAUAGAGCAGUCCAUGAAAGAAGAAGAGCCUGCCCAGGAGACUUCUGUGAGCCAAAACGUCAUGGGCCAAGGACGACUAAGCAGUGAGACCUUGGGCAAAUUAACCUCAGAUAUUACUCUGAUGGCCCCAGAAAUUAAAGCUGGAAAGGGCAUGCGUGGAAGUGUGCUGAUCACCAAAAGCAAGGCAGAGAGCCACGGUUCCGGGUCGCAGAAGCAGCAUCACUCACACCAAUCUGAAACACCACAGGUUUCCUCCAGCCCUCUCCCCUCAGGACCCACCCAGCGCCGGCUCAGUGUCAGUGCCAGUGUUGGAGGUGAGACUGGACUGAUGAGCUGUGUGCUUCCAGAUGAACUUCUCGUGCAGCUCCUGGCUGAGCGAAUACAGCUAAGUGACUGCUACCGAGGAGUGGUGUUUGAUGGCCUUGAUACACUCUUUGCUCAGAACAUCACCGCCGCCCUCCUCUGCCUGCUGAAGGCCAUUGGCAAUCGGGAGCACAUCUAUGUUCUCAACAUGGCCCAGGAUUAUACAGCCAUGAAGGCCCAGGAGAACGCCAAAAAGGAACAAGAAGAACACAAACGCAGAGAAGCUCUUGAGAAAGAGAAGGAGCGUCUCCAAAACAUGGAUGAGGAAGAAUAUGAUGCUUUGACAGAGGAGGAGAAAAUCGUGUUCAAUCGGGAGGUUCAGCAGGUGCUCCGGGAAAGAAAGAAGAGGGAGCUGGAGAGGCUGGCAAAGGAGAUGCAAGAAAAGAAGCUACAGCAGGAGCUCGAGCGACAAAAGGAAGAGGAUGAGCUGAAACGGAAGAUCAAAAAACCAAAACAAGGACCCAUAAAGGAGGAAAUCCCCCUGAGGAAAUCUCAAGUAACAAGCAAGCAGGUUCUUCCUUUCACCAAACUAGAAAUCAAGACAGAGACAAGCGAAAGGAAAAUAUCUGUCAGGGAGCAAAUAGCGUCUGAGAAGGAGGAACCGAACAAGAAAAAAAAGAACACGGCCGAUGGCAACAUGCUUGUGUUUCCGCUGGCCCUGGACCAAGAAGACAGUGAAGGGGACCUCCAGAAAGACACUGACAAGCAACUGGCUCAGACAUUUAAGGCCUACGAGUUGAGUCUGAAGGAUGUCCAGAGCAUCCUCAUGUACUGGGACCGGAAGCAAGGAGUUCAGCUGCCUCACGCAGGGAUGGAGGAGGUGCCCCACGAGCCAGAAGACCAGCGUCAGGUUCCCUCGGGUGGGCGCAGGGGCCGCAAGGACCGUGAGAGGGAGCGCUUGGAAAAGGAGCGAGCGGAGAAGGAGCGCUUGGAGAGGGAGAAGGCCGAGAGGGAGCGUCUGGAGAAGCUGCGGGCCAUGGAAGAGCGCAGCGACGCGGAGGGGGAAGGAGAGGAAGAUCGUGAAGGGAAGAAGGACCUUGGUGUGCCUUUCCUCAACAUCCAGACACCAGACUUUGAAGGCUCCAGCUGGAAGCAGGCUCUGGAGAAUGACAAACUUCCCAAAUGGGACCAGAUCCUAGAUAUCUUGGGUCUGGGUUCCUCCGGACCACCCAUCCCACCUCCUGCCUUGUUCUCAAUUAUCUCCUACCCUGUGAAGCGGCUGCCUUUGGUCACAACAGACAUCCUAAAGCAUUUUGUAUUUGUGGCCCCAUCAUCUGAUGAGCUCUCCCUGCUGGAUGAGAAAAAAGAAGUGGACCCAGAGUCAGACUUGCUGACCUCCACAAGCACUACAAAGGCCCAAGAGGAGCAGACCACUUCAUCUAAGGGGAGCAGACAGAAAAUGAAAGAAAAAGCAGAACAAGUUCGCGACAACCAGAAGGACAAGCGUCGUGUGCCCUUUACCAGGAAGGUCCUUUCUGGGGUAACUACUGGAACCGUUGCCCCCCUGUCAGACAUAGACCAGAAUAACUUCAGUGGGCAGCACUCUCAGGAGAAAUUUAUCAGACUGAAUCACUUCCGGUGGAUCGUGCCAGCCAAUGGUGAGGUAACAUUGCGUGUGCAUUUCUCUUCUUCUGAUCUCGGGAACUUUGAUCAAACUUUUAACUUUGAGAUCCUUGGAACUCGCCGCCAGUACCAGCUUUAUUGUCGAGGUGUCUGCACUUACCCAUAUAUUUGCCAAGACCCAAAAAUGGUAUUCCCUCAGUGGAAGAUGGACAUGACAGCAGAUGAGGUCAUCUUUAAGAAGUAUAUUAUAAGCAUGGAGAGGUUUUACUUCGGGCCACUGCUUUGUGGAAAAUCAAGAGAUAAGUACAAGUCAUCCCUGUUCCCAGGCAACAUGGAGAUGCUGACAAUCUUAAACAAUUCCCCAAUGAUGGUGGAAGUGUUCUUCUGUUUUCAGAAUGAUGUUAAAGCAAACACAUACUUCCUGGAGCCGGCCAACAUGAUUCUGAAACCCAAUGAGAAGCAGAUGCUAAACAUAUGGGCCUACCCUACUGCAGUUGGUGUCUUUGAAGAUAGCAUUGUCUGCUGCAUCAAAGAAAACCCAGAGCCAGCCAUCUUCAAAUUAAGCUGCCAGGGAGUUCGCCCAGAAUUAGAGCUGGAACCCAGGCAAUUACAUUUUGAUCGGCUCUUGCUGCACAGAAAGGAAUCCAAGAUAGUUCUUCUCCACAAUGUCACACUCCUGCCCGUGGCCUGGCGGAUCACCAGCCUAGAGCACCUAGGCGAUGACUUUACUGUGUCCAUGAUGCAGGGGACCAUACCCCCGAGGGCUGCGUAUAGCCUGCACCUGCAUUUUCAGCCCUCCAAGCCCGUCAACAUCAAGAAGGCUUUCCGGCUGGAGGUUUUAGAUGCAGAAAAUCUUCUUGGUGUUGUUCAGAUUGAAAAUAUCAUGAUCUUCGCAGAGUCAUAUGACAUUGCCUUGGACAUCACCUUCCCUAAAGGAGCUGAAGGAGGCCUCGACUUUGGGAUUGUGAAGGUCAUGGAAGAGGUGAAGCAGCCCCUACAACUGAAGAACCGUGGAAAAUACGAGAUUAUGUUCAGCUUUUCUGUGGACUCCUUAGGUAUUUCAGCAGCCAACGUAAAUUCCAUGAUAUCAGUCCAACCCAAAAAGGGCUCACUGACCCCAACAGAAAAAUCCACAAAUGUCCAGGUAUUCUUUUGUGCAAAAAAGGAAGUGAAGAUUGAGCACCAGCCUGUUCUGCGCUGUCAGGUUAUUGAGCCCAAUAUUGCAGAAGGAGGUGAGAUCAUUGCCAGUAUCCCGAUUAAGUUUUCUGUGAAUGCUGUUUACUCUAAAUACAACAUCAGUCCCUCCUCCAUCAUCAACUUUGGAGCUUUGAUCUGUGGCACUCGUAAAAGCACCACCUUAACAAUAGAAAAUCAAGGCAUCACUGACUUCAAGUUUGCCCUUUACAGACUGACAGGGGAAAGCCCCAAUCAUCAAAAGAAAGUAACCAGCCAUAUCAGACAUGCAAGAUCCCGGGAAAGCGAGAGCUUCUACAAGUCCGUUCCUUCCAAAGCAGCCAAGUUCUCUGAUUCGACUCAGAAAGAAGUAAACAUCACAAACCAGGCCCGAUUCUCCCAUGGCAUGUUCACUGUGUACCCUGGGUUUGGCUCCAUCCCUUCUGGAGGACAGCAGGUCAUCACCAUUGACUGUGUGGCUGACCCCGUGGGAAAGUGUGAGGAGUUUAUGGCCAUCGAUAUCUCCGACCGAGAUCCUACAGACCAGCCUGCUGGCAUUCCUUACACUCUUUUGGCUGAAGCCUGCCUGCCAGCCUUCGUGACUGACAACAACGCCUUGAUAUUUGAGGAACACCAGAUAUGUACAAGCCCCAACCUGCACAACAUCUUGCAGACCACAGAGAGUGGGGGCCUGUUCGUGGAGGAUGAGAACAAGUUCAUCUUCUGCAAUGUCCUUGUGGGCCAUCAGGCCAAGGCUCGGUUCAAGAUCAGUAAUGUGGGAAAGAUUGCCUGUGAUAUCAACAUUGUAGUUAGGCCUAUCUCCAAUAAGGCUUAUGCCCGCAUCACUGACAUUUUUGAAGUGGAACCCAACAAGAUGUGUGUUGCCAGUCACUCACAUGCCUUUGCUACAGUGGCCUUCACCCCACAGACCAUGCAGACCUACCAGUGUAUCUUUGAGGCUACCUUGGAUGGCUUGCCCAGCAACCUGGCCAAAAGCCGAGGUCUUGUGUUCGAUAUCACCGGUGAGGGGAAUCUCCCUCGAGUGACCAUUGUGCGACCAAUUCUCCAUAACCAAUAUGGAAGCCCCUUGCUUCUCUUUAAGAGGCUUCUGCUUGGUCAUUCAGAGAAACUGCCUCUAAUCCUCAAGAACAAUGGCACCAUCCCUGCCCAGCUGCAUGUUGAUCUGCGGGAUGAACUAGGAGUCUUUUCCCUGAAAGGAAGGCCCACUACCUCAUACAUUUACAUCACAGAGGAAAGCAAACCAAAUGAAAAAGCAAAGAAAGCUCACACAGCCUCCCUGAUUAUUUCUCCUGGAGAUACAGCCGAAUUCGAUGUCUUUUUCUACUCCCAGAAGGUUGGGAGAAUGAGAGGCAUCAUCCACUUGUCAGUGAUCAAUAACCAAUAUGAGGAAACCAUUAUCCACAUGGUGGGAGAGGGUUACAAGGAUGACAUCACCUUAGACAACAUCCACGGGCUGGUGGCUUCCACUGACACAAAUAUCUCUGAAUUCACAGAGAUCAUUGAGGACAAUAUGGAAGACUUAGUGGCAGCUGCUCUGGUGGACCACAUCCAGUUUGGAGACUGCCACAUUGGACACAGCUAUAAUGUGAGCUUCACAGUCACAAAUCACAGCCAAGGGAAUGUGAUGCGAUUUGAAUGGCCCCUUUUAGCUGCAAUUACUUUCUCCCCACAGAUGGGCCACCUCCACCCUGGGUGUGCUAAGGACAUAGUGGCAACCAUGAAGUCAGAUGUACCCAUCAACCUGAAGAAAAUGCAAGUCAGGUGCAAGCUCUCCAGGAUCACAUUUCAGCUUCCUGCAGAAAAGGUCCCUGACUGGGAUGACCGCAUGCGCACCAUCAAGUGGGUGGAUGUGUCCAGAAACACACCUGGGACGUUCACUUCAAAACGAAAAGUGAUAGAGAUGGAUCCUGAGCCUGCCCACUCAGUACUAGAAGAAAACUAUCAAGAACUACAACUUCAUAUCAGUGCCAAUGUGGAUUUUGCUUCAUACCAAUGCCAAAUGAGCGAUGUGCACUUUAAGGACACACUGGUUUACCAGACUCGAGUGUUUGAGUUUGACCUGAUUAAUUCAGGACAUGUGCAGCUGGAAUUCAGCUGGGUCUCCGAAGACAAUUCAAAGGCAGUCAGUUUUGCAAUGCCUGAAAACCAAGGUUUCACUCAAAAAGACCAGCUUAGCCAGGGAACACUGCACACGGGCAGCACUCUUGACAGCACCGUGGACCACUGGACAGAGAGUUCCUCAUUGCCCUUUUCUGUGGAGCCCUCUUUGGGCAUCGUGCCUGUGGGAAAGACUCAGAAGCUCAAAGUGAAAUUCUCCCCGUUGGACAUUGGAGACUUUGAGAGCAACCUUUUCUGCCAGAUUCCAAACCUGCCACCUGGAGAGCAAGGUCCGGUCCUGGUAGCAAAAGGGCGGAGCUUCUUGCCCUUCUGCCAUUUUGAUCUGAAAGAGUCAGACUACAUCAGUGGUCAUCGGCGUAACCCAGACCUCCGAGGGCCUGGUGGUGGAGUUCUGGAUCCAAACACCCGAGUGAUUGAGUUCACCACUGUGGGCAUAGGAGGGAAGAGUCUCCGGACCUUUACAAUCCUGAACCCGACUAAUAGCACCUAUUCCUUCUGCUGGAUCACUGAUGAAGUCGAAAGUCUCCAGAACCCUCCAGCCUUCACAUGUCUAACAGAGAAGGGUUUCAUCCACCCUGAAAAGAAAGCUGAGAUUGCGUUCCAGUUCACAUCUUUCCAUCUGGACAUCACGGAAGCAUUUUGGACUUUCCUAAUCCCUGAACACAACAUCACAGUCCCUUUCCUGCUGGUAGGCAAAACCACCGACCCUCUCAUCUCUCUGGACAAGUCACACCUCAACUUCAGUUCUCUUCUCAUUGGCAGAGAAGCCAGGGAGACUGUGCAGAUUAUCAACAAGGAGGAGCAGGGAUUUGAUUUUACCUUCCAGGACAACUCCCGAUAUUCUCAAGGUUUCCUCAACAACUUGGAUAUAUGUCCCAUGGAAGGCUGGAUCCCACCACUGUCCAGGCUCCCAAUUGAUAUUUUCUUCACACCAAAGCAAGAAGGAGAUGUGAACUUUAAUUUGAUCUGCAAUGUGAAAAAGAAAGUCCACCCUCUGACACUAAAUGUCAAGGCCCAGGGCUACACUAUGAAUGCAGAGGUCAAAUGCAAAGAUAAGUCUGGCUCCAUCACGCUCUUGACUCCCAUCCAGACUAACAUCAUCAACUUCUAUGAGGCAGAGUUAAAUGAACGUGUCCAGUGUGAUUUCAACUUUAUCAACACUGGGAAGUUCAACUUCAGUUUCCAAGCAAAACUGUCUGGCUCCAAAGCCCUGCUUCAGUACUUGGAAUUUUCACCCACUGAUGGCACCGUGGAUGUGGGGCAGAGUGUACAUGCUACCCUGUCUUUUCAACCAUUUAAGAAGUGUGUUUUGAAGGGCCUGGAACUCAGAAUCAAGAUCAGCCAUGGCCCAACAUUUAUUUGCAGCAUUUCAGGCUGUGCCGUUAGCCCAGCUGUCCAUUUCUCCUUCACCAACUACAACUUUGGAACCUGCUUCAUCUACCAAGCUGGGAUGCCUCCAUACAAACAAACCCUGAUCAUUACUAACAGGGAAGAAACUUCUAUGAGCAUAGACUGUCUGUACACCAACACCACCCACCUUGAAGUGAACUUCCACGUUGAUGAGGUAAAGCCAGGAAAGACACUGGAAAUUCCAAUCAUCUUUUAUCCUCGAGAAAGUAUCAGCUAUCGAGAACUCAUCCCCUUCGAAAUCAAUGGGCUCUCGCAGCAAAUAGUUGAAAUCAAAGGGAAGGGUACUGAAAUGAAGAUUUCAGUCCUAGAUCCAGCCAAUAGGAUUGUGAAGUUAGGAGCCACCCUUCCAGGACAGGUUGUGAAAAAAACAGUUUCCAUCAUGAACAGCAGCCUCACCCAGCUCACAUUUAGCCAGUCCGUUCUGUUCUCAGUUCCAGAACUCCAGGAGCCCAAGGUCAUCACCCUGACACCCUUCCAAAACAUCACACUGAAGCCCAAAGAAGUCUGUAAACUGGAAGUCAUCUUUGCCCCGAAGAAACGUAUCCCCCCCUUCUCUGAGGAAGUAUUCAUGGAAUGCAUGGGACUUCUGCGCCCCCUCUUCCUCCUCAGUGGCUGCUGCCAGGCCCUGGAGAUCUCCCUGGAUCAAGAGCAUCUUACCUUUGGACCUGUGGUGUAUCAGACACAAGCCAUGCGUCGUAUCCUCAUGUUGAACACAGGCGACCUGGGUGCCAGGUUUAAAUGGGAUGUCAAAAAAAUUGAGCCUCAUUUCUCCAUCAAUCCAGAAGAAGGAUAUAUCACCGCAGGCAUGGAUGUUGCUUUUGAAGUGACCUACCGUCCCACCGAGGUGGGAAAGGAGAGUCUCUAUAAAAAUCUGCCCUGCUUCAUCCAGGGAGGGAAGCCUCUGAGCCUGACCCUGUCUGGAGUCUGUGUGGGACCACCUGCAAUAAAAGAGGUGGUGAAUUUCACCUGCCAGGUGCGCUCCAAGCACACACAGACCAUCCUGCUGUCGAACCGCACCAAUCAGACCUGGAAUCUGCACCCCAUCAUUGAGGGCGAGCACUGGGAGGGCCCCGAAUUCAUCACCCUGGAGGCCCAUCAGCAAAAUAAGCCCUAUGAGAUCACCUAUAGACCCCGCACCAUGAACUUGGAGAACCGCAAACACCAGGGCACCCUCUUCUUCCCCCUCCCAGAUGGGACUGGCUGGCUGUAUGCUCUACAUGGGAAUUCUGAGCUCCCAAAAGCUGUAGCCAAUAUCUACCGUGAAGUACCAUGUAAGACACCUUAUACUGAGCUCCUGCCAAUCACCAACUGGCUGAACAAGCCCCAGAGAUUCCGGGUCAUUGUGGAAAUACUGAAACCAGAGAAGCCAGACCUAAGCGUCACCAUAAAGGGCCUUGAUUACAUUGAUGUACUGUCUGGCUCCAAGAAAGACUACAAGCUGAACUUCUUUUCCCACAAAGAGGGAAUGUACAUUGCAAAGGUGAUCUUCCGAAAUGAGGUGACCAAUGAGUUCUUAUACUACACGGUGAGUUUCAGGGUCAUCCCUUCUGGCAUCAUCAAGACCAUCGAGAUGGUGAGCCCAGUCCGGCAGAGUGCGUCAGCCUCCAUCAAGGUGGAGAACCCCUUGCCAUACCCAGUGACCUUCUCCACGGAAUGCAGGUUACCUGACAUCACCUUGCCCUCCCAGUUUGUGGUGCCCGCCAACUCCGAGGGCACAUUCUCAUUUGAAUUCCAGCCUCUGAAAGCUGGAGAAAUCUUCGGGAGACUAACUUUGCACAACAGUGACUUGGGUUCCUACCAGUACGAGCUCAAUCUGAAAGCCACACCAGCACUUCCUGAAAAACCUGUCUACUUCCAGACUGUUCUUGGCAGCAGCCAGAACACUUUUGUGAAGUUCAUCAAUUAUACACGGCAGAAGACAGAAUACUUCUGCAGG
Carlito syrichta (Philippine tarsier) is the source of this 12504-nucleotide messenger RNA. RefSeq names its product hydrocephalus-inducing protein homolog. NCBI's taxonomy places the organism in Eukaryota, Metazoa, Chordata, Mammalia, Primates, Tarsiidae. Gene Ontology annotation, cellular component: axoneme. The record is from RefSeq and is a predicted model, not a curated record. Gene Ontology annotation, biological process: axonemal central apparatus assembly; cilium movement. The transcript has 68 exons. The annotation marks the transcript as partial.